AUGAAAUUUCAUGGUGGAACAUGUGAAAAUAUCUAUGGUGAAUUACUUGACUAUGAAAUAAUACAACAUGAAAAUAAUUUAAGUACUGAAUGUCGAUUAGAACGACGAACUGUACAUAUACAAAAAUGGAUUCUAUCGACAAUUAUUUUUACUUAUUUAGCUGCUCUUAUUGGUAUUCAUAAAAAAGAUAGUAGUUUAUUAUUAUUCCUAUCAAUUAUUUUAUUAGCUGGUGUAUUAAUAAAAGCUUAUUUAAAAGUAAAACGUGAAUGUGUAAUUGUUGGCAAUCAAAUUGGGCUACAAUUAACAACAACGUAUGUUAUUGGACGACAAACCACAACAUUUAUAAGUUCAAAUCGAAUAAAAGAUAUAUUAAUAAAUGAAGGUUUUGUUUCUCAACGUUUAAUUUAUUAUUUGACAUUAAUGAUCAAUGAUAGUGAUAAAUCUAUGUUACCACUUUUUGUUAAACUUCUUCCACGUUUAUCUUUAUUAAAAAUAUUCUAUCGACAUUUGUAUUCUGCUAUACAUGAAUCAAAAUAA
This is a messenger RNA of Adineta steineri, 537 nucleotides long. The record is from the annotation of a GenBank genome assembly. NCBI's taxonomy places the organism in Eukaryota, Metazoa, Rotifera, Eurotatoria, Adinetida, Adinetidae.